This is a messenger RNA of Pyricularia grisea, 339 nucleotides long. RefSeq lists its product as uncharacterized. Bases 1 to 339 code for a protein of 112 amino acids. The transcript has a single exon. Lineage: Eukaryota; Fungi; Ascomycota; Sordariomycetes; Magnaporthales; Pyriculariaceae. The record is from RefSeq and is a predicted model, not a curated record.
AUGCAGAUCUUCAACAUUGUUCAGGUCCUCGGCCUCCUUGCCGUCGGCGCCUCUGCCCUUCCCACCUCCGGCGCUUGCCCCCCGCAGUGUCUCAACGCUGCGGGCGCCAAGCCAGGCAACAUCCAAGCACGCUCAGCACCGACAACGCAAUAUCCGCGUGCCAACCAGGGUUAUCCCACGUACGGACACGCGAAAGCUUGGAGGUGUGACAAGUGUAAUUUCACCAGGCAGUCAAAGGACAGCGUCAACGCCCAUCUCGAGCAUUAUCACGGCAUUCCUGAAGAAAACGUCGGCGCAUAUGUGUCUGAGACCACAGUUCGUGAUAACCGAGGAUAUUGA